GCUUCCAUUUCCCCCUCAAAGCUUGAACUACCCCAGCGCUAGCAGUGCGGAAUUAUCUCCAUGCCGUUAAAUAUGGCAGGUUUGCCGGUCCAUACCUUUGUUGAAGAUAUGUUGUGUAAGUAACAAUAUGUCAGAAGCGAAUUCGGGUCCUGAGACGGGAAUUGAAGAGUCCAAUUGGAGGUAUUCUGUUCCCAUAUUAAUACGUAGUUAUUUGCAUAUUGAAAGAACGUGACGAUGUGGAGUGACAAGACCUCGAGGAAUGAAGUUGUCGUUUCAUUUCCUUCGGCUUAAGCGCCCCCACAUUAACCCGAGAGACGACCCCGCGAAACCCCCGCUUCACGAGAGUGGAAGCUUGUUGACUUCUUUCAUACUCUACAACUUUUCUCUCUCUACAAUCUCCUAGCCGAAUUGUACAAUUGAGAAAGUCAAGAUGUAUACAGCUUCAUUCGCAUUCUUCGAAGCUCUCUGGGAAGCCGGAGUAACCUAUUGCUUCGUAAACCUAGGCUCAGACCACCCUUCCAUCAUCGAAGCCAUCGUCAAAGGCCAAAACGAAAAGAAAGGCGAAUUCCCCCAAAUCAUAACAUGUCCCAACGAAAUGGUAGCCCUCUCAAUGGCAGACGGCUACGCCCGCCUCACUGGAAAACCCCAAUGCGUAAUCGUCCACGUCGACGUCGGCACCCAAGGCCUCGGAGCAGCAGUCCACAACGCCUCCUGCGGCCGAGCCCCAGUCCUCAUCUUCGCCGGCCUGUCUCCUUACACCCUCGAAGGCGAGAUGCGAGGUUCACGCACCGAGUACAUCCACUGGAUCCAAGACGUGCCGGACCAGAAACAGAUCGUAGCGCAGUACUGCCGGUACUCGGGCGAGAUCAAGACCGGACGGAACGUGAAGCAGAUAGUGAACCGCGCGUUGCAGUUUGCGACCUCGGAUCCGGCGGGGCCGGUGUAUCUUUGCGGGGCGAGAGAGGUGAUGGAGGAGGAUUUGACGCCGUAUCAGCUUGAUCAGGGGUUUUGGAAUAAGGUUGAACCGGCUGCAUUGCCUGGGACUGCGGUGGAGGUUAUUUCGGAGGCGUUGGUGCAGGCGAAAGAACCUUUGGUUCUUGCUGGUUAUACUGGAAGGAACCAUGCUUCUGUUGGAGCGUUGGUGGAGUUGGCGGAUACUGUUAAGGGGUUGAGAGUCUUAGAUACAGGUGGAAGUGAUAUGUGCUUCCCAGCAGAUCAUCGGGCUUGGUUAGGAUUGAGAUAUGGUAUUGAUCAGGCGAUUAAAACUGCAGAUGUUAUUGUAGUUAUUGAUUGCGAUGUCCCAUGGAUCAACACACAAUGCCAUCCAGCCAAGGGUGCAAAAAUAUAUCACAUUGACGUUGAUCCUCUGAAAAACCAAAUGCCAGUCUUCUACCUGAACGCCUUAGCCCGCUACCGAGCAGACAGCUACACAGCAAUCACCCAACUAACCACCCACAUCCGCACAACCCACACCUCAACGCUCUCCUCUUCUCUUUACACCGAACGGUGGUCUACCCUCGCAGAAGCACACACCAAACGCCUAGAAACCAUUGCCGCGGCCGCAGCUCCCAAAUCCGACGGCACAUUCGGCACGGGACACCUGUGCCGCGUGCUCCGCAGCAUUGUCCCCAGCGACACGAUCUUCGCCAUCGAAGCCGUAACCAACACCGCGUUCGUGGCCGACAACAUCCAAGCCACGCUCCCGGGUUCGUGGAUCAACUGCGGCGGCGGCGGACUCGGCUGGUCGGGCGGCGGAACGCUCGGUAUCAAGCUAGCCACCGAAUACGAAGCGAAGAAGAAUGGCGGGAAGGGGAAGUUCGUGGUGCAGAUAGUGGGAGAUGGGACGUUUUUGUUUAGUGUUCCCGGGAGUGUGUACUGGAUUAGUCAACGGUAUGGGAUUCCUGUUCUGACGAUUGUGUUGAAUAAUAAAGGAUGGAACGCACCGAGGAAAUCUCUCCUAUUGGUACAUCCCGAUGGACUAGGCUCCAAAGCGACAAACGAGGAACUGAACAUCAGUUUCGCGCCGUCGCCGGAUUACGCGGGGAUUGCGAAGGCGGCAGCGGGUGGGAACCUGUUUGCGGAGAAGGUUAGUAAGACGGAGGAUUUAGAGGGGGUUUUGAAGAGGGCGGUGGAGAGUGUGUUGAGUGGGACGACGGCGGUUAUUGAUGCUGUUGUUGUCAGCGGAUGCUAAUUAGAUGAUGGAUGGAAUGAAUAGAUUGAAAGAUUAGACUGUUGAAAUUGAGGAUUUCAUUAGACUAGAUGGUUUUGUCGGA
Mollisia scopiformis is the source of this 2273-nucleotide messenger RNA. Its product is annotated as thiamine pyrophosphate enzyme. Gene Ontology annotation, cellular component: mitochondrion; acetolactate synthase complex. Lineage: Eukaryota; Fungi; Ascomycota; Leotiomycetes; Helotiales; Mollisiaceae. The transcript has 7 exons. Gene Ontology annotation, molecular function: acetolactate synthase activity; flavin adenine dinucleotide binding; thiamine pyrophosphate binding. The record is from RefSeq and is a predicted model, not a curated record. The coding region runs from base 431 to 2191 and encodes 586 amino acids. Gene Ontology annotation, biological process: L-valine biosynthetic process.